AUGGCCAAACUUACAUUUAGGAAUGGAGCAUUGGCUCUUGUUGUGGCAUUGUUGGUUGUGGGAUUGGCUGAAAGCCGAAAGUUGGAGAAGGAGACUCUUGGUGGAGGUUUAGGAGGCGGAGGUGGUUUAGGAGGUGGUGGUGGAUUAGGUGGCGGAGGUGGUUUUGGAGGUGGUGGUGGAUUAGGGGGCGGAGGUGGUUUAGGAGGCGGUGGUGGAUUAGGGGGUGGAGGUGGUUUAGGAGGCGGUGGUGGAUUAGGGGGCGGAGGUGGUUUAGGAGGCGGUGGUGGAUUAGGGGGCGGAGGUGGUUUAGGAGGUGGAGGUGGAUUAGGAGGCGGAGCUGGCGGAGGUUUUGGAGGUGGAGCUGGUGGUGGUGGUGGAGCCGGAGGUGGAGUUGGUGGAGGAUCAGGAGGUGGAUUUGGAGGUGGCAAGGGAGGUGGAUUUGGAGGCGGAGCUGGUGGAGGAGUAGGAGGUGGAGCUGGUGGAGGAUCAGGAGGUGGAUUUGGAGGUGGCAAGGGAGGUGGAUUUGGAGGCGGAGUUGGUGGAGGAGUAGGAGGUGGAGCUGGUGGUGGUGGUGGAGCUGGUGGAGGAUCAGGAGGUGGAUUUGGAGGUGGCAAGGGAGGUGGAUUUGGAGGCGGAGCUGGUGGAGGAGUAGGAGGUGGAGCUGGUGGUGGUGGUGGAGCUGGUGGAGGAUCAGGAGGUGGAUUUGGAGGUGGCAAGGGAGGUGGAUUUGGAGGAGGAGUAGGAGGUGGUGGUGGAGCAGGAGGUGGAUUUGGAGGAGGAGUUGGAGGUGGUGGUGGAGCAGGAGGUGGCCAUGGAGGCGGAGCAGGAGGCGGUUUCGGAGGAGGCAAAGGAGGUGGAUUCGGAGGCGGAGUUGGAGUUGGUGGUGGUGGUGGUUUUGGAGGUGGAGCAGGUGGAGGAGGAGGCUUUGGUGGUGGCAGAGUCUAA
Cucumis sativus (cucumber) is the source of this 945-nucleotide messenger RNA. Its product is annotated as glycine-rich cell wall structural protein. The coding region runs from base 1 to 945 and encodes 314 amino acids. NCBI's taxonomy places the organism in Eukaryota, Viridiplantae, Streptophyta, Magnoliopsida, Cucurbitales, Cucurbitaceae. The record is from RefSeq and is a predicted model, not a curated record. The transcript has a single exon.